AUGUCUCAAUCACUCAGCGAAAAGACAGCAGCAGCAGAAACUUACUCGUUUACAGAAAAAGUCGAAUCAACAAGCAUAGCGUCUUCACUCGAAAAAGGAACUGUGCAGAAUGAAGCUACAUUCGUGAAAUCCCCAGAAGAAGUCAAACUCGUGCGCAAAAUCAAUAGAAUCUUCAUGCCUCUCGUCGGUCUUGCCUUGUUUAUCCAGUUCAUGGAUAAAUCGACACUUGGUUAUGCUGGCAUCAUGGGCAUCUAUGAAGAUACAGGCAUCUCUCAUAACCAGUUUGCUUGGCUUGGUAGUGUGUUCUAUGUGGGUUAUUUAGUUGUGCAGAUCCCAAACCAGUAUUGUCUACAGCGGCUACCGAUCUCCAAAUACCUUGGUACCAUUUUUGUUGUUUGGGGCAUUUCUCUUGCUCUCACUGCUUUGGCGCAUAAUUUUGCACAGCUGGCAGGAUUGCGUUUCCUGUUGGGAUUCUUUGAGGGUACUACAUAUCCAGCUAUGUUCCUGCUCAUUGCCACAAUGUAUCGUCGAUCUGAGCAAAUUGUCUGGUACUCUUUUAUGUUCAUGUGCAAUGCCUUGUGCGGAGCAUUUGGAGGUCUCGUCGCCUAUGGUGUAGCUUACAUGCACGGUCUCAAGGGAAUGAGCUCCUGGAAAUGGCAAUUCAUCAUCUGGGGCUGUCUCACCGUUGUUGCUGGAGUACUAUACUUUUUCUUUUUGGCUGACAAACCCAAGUCGCGCUGGUUUUUCCUUACUCCUGAAGAAGAAAAGAUUGUCGAUGCUCGCACCAAAGACAACGCAUCUGUGCAAAACAAGGAUAUCAAAAAAGAACAUAUUUAUGAAGCCUUACGCGAACCUCGUUUAUACUGCUACUUCUUGAUGUCGCUUUUCCUCAACUUGCAGAAUGGUGCAGUUACACUGUUUAGCCAGCAAAUUACUCAACAGAUGGGUUUCUCGCAAUUAAACACAAUUCUGAUGGGUAUCCCGCACGGCGCCGCUACGAUCGUACUACUGGUUGGUAGCUCCUUUUUUAGUCGCCGGUUCGACGAACUUGCAUAUGUUGGCAUGAUAUUCUCUGCAAUUUCCAUGGUAGCCGUCAUUUUGCUCGCUGCUAUCCCACCAGGACCCGCCCAACUGGCUGGCCUGCUGAUUUCGGCUACAACACCACUUUACACCCUCAUGCAAGCUUCCAUUUCCAACAAUGUUUCGGGUUAUACCAAAAAAAUCUUUUACACAUCAGCCAACUUGGUGGCCUACUGUAUUGGUAAUUUUAUCGGUCCAUUGAUGAUGGAUGAGUCAACUGGACCUCGCUAUAUCCCAGGCAACGCUGGUUACGCUGUCGCGGAUUUCUUGUGCAUUUUACUGUUCGGCUACAUCCGCUGGGCAUACAUCAGAGAGAACAAGCGCAGAGCGCAGCUUUUACAAGAAGGCAGUAUUCCUCCUCCACCAAAGAACCGUGAAGAGCUGGAUCUCACCGACAAGGAAGAUCUGUAUUUCGUAUACAAGCCCUAA
This is a messenger RNA of Zychaea mexicana, 1509 nucleotides long. RefSeq names its product major facilitator superfamily domain-containing protein. Lineage: Eukaryota; Fungi; Mucoromycota; Mucoromycetes; Mucorales; Lichtheimiaceae. Gene Ontology annotation, biological process: transmembrane transport. Gene Ontology annotation, cellular component: membrane. Gene Ontology annotation, molecular function: transmembrane transporter activity. The coding region runs from base 1 to 1509 and encodes 502 amino acids. The transcript has 7 exons. The record is from RefSeq and is a predicted model, not a curated record.